Theileria annulata is the source of this 786-nucleotide messenger RNA. RefSeq lists its product as uncharacterized. NCBI's taxonomy places the organism in Eukaryota, Apicomplexa, Aconoidasida, Piroplasmida, Theileriidae. The transcript is spliced from 2 exons. Bases 1 to 786 code for a protein of 261 amino acids. The record is from RefSeq and is a predicted model, not a curated record.
AUGAGUUCGACUCCUUUAUCACAUACGAAUAAAUUUAGUGAACUUAAAAGUUCCACGGGAUCUCCACGGUCCAAGAUGGGCUUUUCAAAACAAACCAAUGAAGAAUUUAAUGCAGUACCAGUUACAUCUGAGUUUUACACAAAACGUACUAGCUACAAAACUUUUUUUCGACCUUUUUUAAUUCUUUUAUUUUCAAUCUAUAUUGUACUAGUAUCAUUCCUUUCAAAGAAGGAUUCUAAUUCUGGGUUUUCCUUAGCCCUAAUGACUUUUCACACCAAAGUUAUAGAUCUCUACCAAGUAAUUUUGGAUUUUUACAAAAGAUGUCCCGCUGUAAUGUCUAUUGUAAAAAAGUUGAGGUUUGAAGUUCCUUAUUUUAUAAAGAUUUUAUCUUUAUACGUACCCAAAUACGAAAAACAGAUAGUCUAUCUAUCUAAUUAUAAUACACUAAAUAACUGGCUUUCUAUUUUCGUCUGGGCUACUUUUGCAGUCAUUUUCGAACUCCUUACUGCAGUUGUUAAUAAUUUGGUUCUUUCUUACAGGCACAGGAACACACCUCGCUAUUGUUCCAACAUGGUUCAUCCCUCUAAAUUUCAUGACAAAGUUUUCACGCAAGAACAAUUAAACAAACUCUUUAAAACUAGGGAAUACUUAGACUUAAAGAACUCUAGACAUGGUUUAGGUCCUGAGGCUUGGAAUUGGCAGCUGAGAAAAACUCUGGAAGCAAAACACAAUUCAAAAUCGCAAAACGCAGUCUCAUCUGGAGAUGAAUCGGAUAUCAGUACCUGA